Triplophysa rosa is the source of this 1610-nucleotide messenger RNA. It is a transcript of the gene lman2la, whose product is annotated as lectin, mannose-binding 2-like a. The transcript has 9 exons. Gene Ontology annotation, molecular function: D-mannose binding. NCBI's taxonomy places the organism in Eukaryota, Metazoa, Chordata, Actinopteri, Cypriniformes, Nemacheilidae. Gene Ontology annotation, biological process: endoplasmic reticulum to Golgi vesicle-mediated transport; Golgi organization; endoplasmic reticulum organization. Gene Ontology annotation, cellular component: endoplasmic reticulum-Golgi intermediate compartment; COPII-coated ER to Golgi transport vesicle; endoplasmic reticulum membrane. The coding region runs from base 84 to 1094 and encodes 336 amino acids. The record is from RefSeq and is a predicted model, not a curated record.
GCGACAGCAGAGCGUGGUCCCGUGAAGGGAUGGCUGCAGUGUGAAUUCAGCGGACGCUUUUGAAACACUCUGCGUGUGAAAUCAUGUUUUUUACAUCAUUUCUGAUUUUAUUUGCUGUUUUAAGCGUCAGUUUUUGUGAUGACGGACACGAGAUGGAAGAGUUUUUAAAGAGAGAAUAUUCACUGUCAAAGCCGUACCAGAGUAUUGGUGUCUCAGGUUCGUCUCACUGGGAGCUGAUGGGAGAUGCUGUGGUCACCACUGAUCACGUGCGUCUCACUUCAGACCAACAGAGCAAACAAGGAGCCGUAUGGAGCCGAAUGCCGUGUCAUCUGAAUGAUUGGGAGCUGCAGGUUCAUUUUAAGAUUCACGGUCAAGGAAAGAAGAAUCUGAACGGUGACGGUUUGGCCGUGUGGUACACAAAGGAACGAAUGCAGAACGGUCCUGUGUUUGGAAACAGAGAUUUCUUCACAGGACUCGGCGUGUUCGUGGACACGUACCCUAAUGAAGAGAAACUUCUGGAAGCUCAGAAGAAGAGAUACACCCCUCGCACAGAGAGAAUAUUUCCGUACGUGUUGGCUAUGGUUGCCAAUGGCACGAUCAGCUACGAUCACGAUCGAGACGGUCGGCCCACAGAACUGGGUGGCUGUAACGCCAUGGUGCGCAACCGGAAGCAUGACACCUUCAUCUUCAUCAGAUACGUCCGCCGCAGACUCACGGUCAUGAUUGAUAUUGACGGUCAGCAUGAAUGGAGAGAUUGUCUGGAUAUUCCAGGUGUGCGACUGCCACAGGGCUUUUACUUUGGAGCAUCAGCCAUCACUGGAGAUCUGUCCGAUAACCACGACCUGAUCUCUAUGAAGCUUUACCAGCUGACCGUCCUGCGCAGUAAACAAGAGGAGGAGCAGGAAGAGGAAAUCUUGAUACCCAGUGUGGACAACACAGACUUCUACAGACCAUACACAGAUGUGGAGAGCGUCGGCAGUGUUGGCAUCUUCUUCACCGUUCUCUUCUCCAUGUUGGGUUUGUUUCUGCUGGUGGUGGUGGGACUUGUGGUUUACAGCCACUGGAAUGAAAACAGACGAAAGCGAUUCUACUGACUCAACACAGAGAUGUCCUGAAGCAAGAGUUGUGACUGCACGGCUGUUCCUUCAUCAUUUCUAAACACAAGCAGAAGUGUUUUUUUAUAAAUCCAGAUCGGCUGCUCAACACGAGGCUUCAGUAAAAGAGAUGACGAUUGUACAAUAUCAACUGUGUCUGUUUCACAUUUCAGUUAUGUAUCACCUUUUAUGAGCCUUAAUAUCCUUUAGUGGAUGCUAUAAUGUCCUGUUUCUCAGGUGUAUGUAUGUAUUUAUUUAUUUAUUGUUUUUGCUGCCUUGAAAUGAACAAUGGAAAAUCAGUGUAAAUCUCUGUAGCGCAGAAGUUCCUUCUUUUGCAAAGUUGAUUGUAAAAGCGUUUAUAACGGGAGACUUGACGACUUUAAAUCUUUACAGCCCCGUCCUGGAUAAAGGUCAUCUUUGUGCCUGAAGAAGAUGAGCUCAUUCUCUGUCAGUAGAAGUCAAGAUUCCACUGCUGAUGGUGUCACAUAAUAAACUGUCUGUCUGGUAAUCUUUUGA